AUGGACAUUGCUCUUGCUUCUUCUAAAGCUUUUUAUUCAAUCUCUUACACUUUAACUCCAUUUAACCGGUCCAAUUCUGUGUUAGCUUGCUCCGUUUCGAAUCCAAUCGAUCGGAAAACAAGAAGAAGAAUCGUGAUCUUCGGUUCGAGUUUGGUGCUUGCUUCGACUCUCUUUGGUUCCAAUCAACAAAGAUCUCCAUUGGAAUCUGCAAUCGCAUUGGAAGAUGAGCUUGAAGAAGAAGAAGAGAGAAAUGUCAAUCUCUUCCAGAAAACUUCACCUUCUGUUGUAUUCAUCAAAGACAUUGAGCUUCCCAAAACAUCAUCUUCUGAUGAAUUCAAUGAUGAUGAGGAAAAUGCAAAGAUUGAAGGGACAGGUUCUGGUUUCGUUUGGGAUAAGUUUGGUCACAUUGUGACGAAUUAUCAUGUUAUUUCUAAGUUAGCUACUGAUCAAAGUGGAUUACAACGUUGUAAGGUGUCUCUAGUUGAUACAAUGGGAAUCAGAUUUACCAAAGAAGGGAAAAUUGUUGGUCUGGAUCCAGAUAAUGAUCUUGCUGUGUUGAAGAUUGAGACCGAGGGACGCGAGUUAAAACCUGUUGUUCUCGGUACCUCUAAUGAUCUACGCGUUGGUCAGAGUUGCUUCGCGAUUGGUAAUCCGUAUGGAUAUGAAAACACUUUGACAAUAGGGGUAGUGAGUGGAUUGGGAAGAGAGAUACCUUCACCUAAUGGGAAGAGUAUUCGAGAAGCGAUCCAAACAGAUGCUGAUAUUAACUCAGGAAAUUCUGGAGGGCCAUUGAUUGAUUCUUAUGGCCAUACGAUAGGCGUGAAUACUUCCACAUUCACUCGCAAAGGGAGUGGUAUGUCUUCCGGUGUGAACUUUGCCAUUCCUAUCGACACAGUUGUCCGAACUGUACCUUACCUCAUUGUGUAUGGAACAGCUUACAGAGACAGAUUCUGA
Molecule: messenger RNA, 954 nt
Organism: Arabis nemorensis
Lineage: Eukaryota; Viridiplantae; Streptophyta; Magnoliopsida; Brassicales; Brassicaceae
Source: the annotation of a GenBank genome assembly